Messenger RNA from Diabrotica balteata, 1696 nucleotides. NCBI's taxonomy places the organism in Eukaryota, Metazoa, Arthropoda, Insecta, Coleoptera, Chrysomelidae. The record is from the annotation of a GenBank genome assembly.
AAGUGCCAAAAAUGAAUGUCAAAAUAAUUCAUUAUAUUUACUAGCAGUUUUUGUUAAACCGAGAACAAACACUUACGGGUUUUUACUUCUUAGACUACAAUGUCAGCAAAACCACCACGGAUAUCUCUUACGCCGGCGCAAGAAAUAGAAAGACGCAAAAUAGCUAGAAGAAGAUUCAGAGCUCUAAUUCGAGAAGUGUAUGAUAAUAGGUAUUGGUUGGGAGAGUUUGAAGAGAUUCGAUUAAGUGAAAACGUCAAAAGAAAUAUUUUAUUAUUGACGAAGAAAACGAAAAUUUUAAGUUCUCUUACUAUGUACGAAAAGUCUAUUUUACGAAAGCCAACCGAACUGCGAACGGAAGAAGAAAGAAACCACUUAAACAAAGUGAUCGGUGGUCUCAAAUAUUUCAGGAAAUAUCCACCGGAAGUCAAAGCCGCUCUUGCUGCCGUUACUUUUUUCGAGUACUAUCCUCCAGGUCGUACUCUUAUCAGGCAAAAUCAUGAGCCAACAGCUAUGUACUUCUUAUUAUCUGGCGAAGCUAGCGUAGUAGUAUCCCACUACGACAAAUUUCUAAAGGAGUGGAUUCCCGAAAAUACCGGAGUACUAGGUCCAGGAACGACUUUUGGGGAAGUCAGUUUACUUCACAAUAUCAAAAGGAUGGCCACGUAUAUAACUGCAACCCACUGUGAACUGUUGAUGAUCAAGAAAGACGAUUUUCAUUCGAUUAUUAGGGAUUCUGUGUUAGAAGAAUGGAAUCAAAUACGGAUAAUACUAGAUAAAUUCACUUAUUUUAAGAACUGGGAUUCGAUGACCAAAAAGGAAGCCAGUAUCCUAACCAAAAUGAAGACUUACAAUGCGGACGAAAUAAUUUUGGGGGACGAAAUCGGAUCACCGCCAUACGUACACUUCAUUACGAAAGGUUCUGCUUGUCUGAUCGAAAACAUCCAAGUCCAUAAAUGCAACGCCACCGGUGUAGACGUAUACACGCUUCAGUUACCGCAAGAAAUAUCUGCUGACAGACUAUCUACUAUCACGCAGAUCUUUCAUAAAUAUCGAAAAUAUAUGGGAUCCGAUGACAAUCGCAUUCCGUCAGAAAUUCACUUCGAUUACGUGCCGUACGAAGAUAUGUACAUUUUUACAAGAUCUCCCAGUCGAGUAACCAAAGCCUCCAGAAAAUACUCAUCGUUACCUAUGGUGGUGCAACAAAUGAUGAAGUCGCAAAAUGUACAGCAUGACUCAGAAAUGUCAUCAAUGUUUUCAGAAACGUUUUCGAGAGAACUACACAUUCACAGAAACCGAAAUGUCGAAUGUAAAGAGGAAACGCAUUUCAUGAAGGUAUGUGAAUAUUUGCCAGGCGCGUGCUUUAGUAUCGGGGAAAAAUUCGAGCGAAGAAGAAUCGUAGCGAUGACGCCCGUUACUUGCCUUUUGUUGCCCCGUUACUGGAUUCUACGAAAUAAUAAAGAUGAAGUGUGGACCAGAGUAACCCAAUUUUUGGACAUGCACAUCCCGAACACUCAAGAAAUCUUCAGACGCUUUGUCCACGAACAAAAGUUUAAGAAGUACAAGAAAAGGCUAAUUCGAGACAUUUUAAAUAAAAGAGUAAUCAAUACCGGAAACUCUAUCCAUAACGUUCCGUACAGUAUUAGGAUGCAGCAUGGUGUUGAUACGGACUAUUUCCGAUAAUAUCGAACUGUUUUAG